AUGACCAUUUCGGACUGCAGUAUCUCGUGCAUGAAGCACAAAGAAUCUCAUCACUGUCAUGCAUUCAACUUCAGGGAAGCUUAUGGAUCAUGCCAGCAGAUCCGCAAAAGCAAGAGCCAUAUCGUCAACUCUGAAGGGUACCAGGCAUUUGUUCAAUUCCUAUGCCUUACGGACUACCCAAAGAUACAGAAUACUGAGGAAGCGUUCCAUGGUUGGAGUGGUGCAUAUCCUGCCCCACGGGAUGGUCAGGUGAUUUUCAAAUGCAAACACCCACGAGGAUUCACUGACGGCCACAAGGUACACAUGGCCACCUGCGCCUCAAUGCGACCCGAUGCAUGGUACACCACAUUCGCUGACAAACGGACUACCAUCCUUUGUCCACCUCCAUUGUCAUGCGUGAGUGAACACCCAAAGAUGGAGAACAUGGCUGUGAAAAUGACCUACAAGGACUGGGAUGGGAAAUACCCUGCACCUCCAGGCGCAACCGUCAUAUUCAGAUGCCCUGCAAAGUUUAACGAUGAGUCAUUCGUACACAAUGCUACUUGUUCCUUCCAGUCUGAUCAUGCCUGGGACAUUUCCUUUCAGGACGAGGAUGUGCGAUGCCCAACGGCUGUUUAUCCUGACUGCCGCCUAUCGGAGAGUGGAAAUGAGUAUAUUGGAACCAUGAACGUAACAGAAACGGGGAGAUCAUGCUUCAGGUGGGAUUCCGAGGAAGUGGCAUCUUCUUAUUAUUCCGUGGAGGCAGGGUUCAAUGAAGUCCUGUCCUUCGAGGAACACUUCUUAAACCAGGACCCGUCUUGGCACAAGAACUACUGCCGGAACCCAACAAAUAUGGCUAGGCCCUGGUGCUUUGUUGACGAUGAUGGUGUGAAGAUGGAGUUUUGCCGUAUUCCCCUUUGCGAUUAUUUGAAAUGCAAGAUGAGCCAAAAGGGAGGGGAAUACAUGGGUGUGAAGGACAAGACUAUUUCAGGCUUCGCUUGCGUACCCUGGCUAGAUCUGGAUGGAAAUGAAGGGGACGUUAUGAUUAGGGCCCGUGAAGGGUCGUUCCCAGAUGAAAUCACAGAAAGCCACAAUUUCUGUCGCAACGCGAACGGAAACCCAGGUGGUCCUUGGUGCAACAUCAAAGAUUCCCAAAACCCGAACCUGAAGUGGGAGUACUGCGAUAUCCCUUUCUGCGAUUUUGACGAUUCAGGAGGAAGCAGCAAAUCUGGAGACCACGAAUCAACCGGGGGAAUAAUGCAGCCCAAUUACAAAGAAUGCCGGCUUACAGAGAUGGGGAAAGAAUACAUAGGUGAAGAGAACAAGACGGAAACAGGAAAGGAAUGUAUAGCAUGGACGUAUGCGACCGGAGAAGGCUUUCUAUUAACAAGUUCCAUAUUUUCCCACCUACCAUUCCAAGAUCGCCAGAUGCCUAGACCACCUUACAAGAUCAAGGACUAUCUAUACUCCUGGAUUCACCUAUAUUCAACUACCGAACGCUCUUUGAAAUCAAAUGCAUGCCGUAAUUAUGGCUCGAAGGAGCGGCCCUGGUGCUUCAUCUCCCUUGAGAAUCCCGCCUGGGAGUACUGCGACAUCCCGUUCUGCCGUGAUCAUAAAGAGCCGGCGGAAUGCAUAUUCACGGCUGAGGGACGAGAGUACUCAGGGUUGAAGAACGUCACAAAGUCGGGGAAGAAAUGCCAGCACUGGCUGAGCCAAACGCCAAAUGAACAUUCGACUAUCUUGCACCUGCCUGCAUUCCCCGAUCCUGGCAUGGACAGUCACCACAAUUACUGUCGUAAUCCUGACAUAAGGAAUUCGGGUCCUUGGUGCUACAACGGAGAGGGCACCGAUCCUGAAUGGGAAUAUUGCGACGUUCAUCUUUGCUAG
Messenger RNA from Darwinula stevensoni, 1866 nucleotides. The record is from the annotation of a GenBank genome assembly. NCBI's taxonomy places the organism in Eukaryota, Metazoa, Arthropoda, Ostracoda, Podocopida, Darwinulidae.